This is a messenger RNA of Sclerotinia trifoliorum, 1446 nucleotides long. Lineage: Eukaryota; Fungi; Ascomycota; Leotiomycetes; Helotiales; Sclerotiniaceae. The record is from the annotation of a GenBank genome assembly.
CCGUUUGACCUCACAAGAUCGAAUCUGUUCAUUCAACAUUUGGAGGAACUAUGAUAUUGAGAGUAUCUGGCAGAUAACAAGGAAAGGCGUUCGCCUUCUGAUUCAGCACAAUGAUUUCUCAAUACCUCACAACUUUGGUUCUCUUGAUUUGCACCAUCUUGAGUAUCAACGUCACGGCAUAUACACCUUUAUCUGAUGAGACACUUCACAGUCUUCCUUCUGGUGGCGCAGAUUUCGAUACACAUAAUGGUGCCAUUCUUUCACCAAUUUUGAUACCACGAGUUCCGGGAACUCCAGGGAUUCAAGCCGUACAAAGGCAUUUUGUUGAUUUCUUUACAACGCAUCUUCCGGAAUGGACAAUUGAGUUCCAAAACUCGACUUCGAAGACUCCCGUCACUGGUGACAAACAAGUACCAUUCGUUAAUAUCAUAAUAACUCGCGAUCCUCCUUGGGCAAAAUCCGGAAAUGUUGGAAGAUUAGCUUUGGUUGCACAUUACGAUAGUAAACUCGCGCCUACAGGAUUUAUUGGCGCAACUGACAGCGCAGCCCCAUGCGCAAUGAUUAUGCAUGCAGCUAGAAGUGUGGAUCAAGCAUUAACAAAUAAAUGGGCGGCAAUGAAAACGGCAGGGGAUAUUGGUUUGGAAGAAGAAAAGGGUAUUCAGAUCUUGUUUCUCGACGGUGAAGAAGCAUUCCUGAGUUGGACCAAUGAUGAUUCUCUUUACGGUGCAAGGUGAGAAGGUAGCCUCGUACGAUUCUAAGCUUUAUUCUAACUCAUCCAGGGCAUUGGCAGAAACAUGGGAAAUAACACCUCAUGCAGCUAUGUCAAAUUACAAAAACCCAUUGGACUCGAUUCACUUAUUCCUUCUUCUUGAUCUUCUCGGCCACGAUACUCCAAACAUUCCUUCAUACUUCGAAACUACACAUUGGGCAUACAAGAAUCUCGCAACUAUUGAAAAUCGCUUACGAUGGCUUGGAAUAGCUCAAUCAAAAGUUAAGCACCAUUUCCUACCUGAUUUCGACCGGAGCUCCUUUUCUGGCGGAGGAGGUGUCCAGGAUGAUCAUCUACCUUUCAUGGCCCGUGGGGUGGAGAUUUUACAUAUGAUACCUUCCCCAUUUCCACCUGUUUGGCAUCUUAUUGAGGAUGAUGGUGAUCAUUUAGAUAUACCAACAGUAGAGGAUUGGGCCAAAAUGGUAACUGCUUUUGUCGGAGAGUGGAUGGAUCUAGAGGGUCAUUUCCCAUCGCAGCCACAAGUGAAAACACAGAAGGAAAAAAGAGAUACCAUUUCUCAUAGAAAGACUGAACUGUGAGUUGUUCAUGGUCAUUUCAGUAGUUUUAAACUUGUGUUAAUUUUAUAUUAGUAACUAAAUUCAGGAAUAUCACAUUGGAGAGCCAUUUGAGUCAAAUUGAAACUUGCUUAAGCCGAUGUCAUUUGCAUAUUCUUCCCG